This is a messenger RNA of Microbotryum saponariae, 882 nucleotides long. NCBI's taxonomy places the organism in Eukaryota, Fungi, Basidiomycota, Microbotryomycetes, Microbotryales, Microbotryaceae. The record is from the annotation of a GenBank genome assembly.
AUGACGUUCGUCGCGCAGGAGGAGGAGCCGCGAUCGCUGCUGAAGAAGAAGCGGAGGGUGACCAUAGCGGGGGGCGAGGUCGGAUCCGACGCUUCGACAACCAAGAGCUCGCGGUCACGGGUCGCGACCCCGACCCCGUUGAGCUCGACAGCGUCAACGACGAAAAAGCGGAAACGCGCCCUCGCCAAGUCCGAACGGUGGUACUCGUCGUCGUCCGAAUCUGAGGGCGAGACAAAUUUGACCGCCUCGACGUCCAAGGCGGGGGCGGGCGAAAUUACCUCGAAUCGAUCGAAAGGGUUUUCGGUCCCUCCUGUGACCAAGAACGGCAGUCUGGUCAAGCGGCGACGGACCGUCUCGAGCAACGACCUCCUCGCGCUGCCGACAGCCGGCGACUCGGAUCCGGAGCGAGGGCGGCCAAACUUGGAUGCGGCGUCGCUGUCUCGAGCAAGCUCGUCUUCGAACCAGAAAGCCCAACCCGUGCGAUCGUCGUCGCUCUCCCAAGUCGUCGCCACUUCGACCUCGACCUCGACGCCGCUCGAUCCGUCCGACGCGUCCCCGAGUCUCACUGGCACCACUGACGCUUCCGAUCGCUACGUCACCAUCACCUCUUCGGCGUCCUUCGAACGCCACCGACAGCUAUUUGAAGAAGCCUAUCCGUCCUACCGAGCGCUGUACGAUACGUUGAUGCAGGAACGCCAAAUCCUGGCGAGUAAAGAAGGGGGGCGGACUUCGCAGGGCAGGUACACGCUCGACGAGGUCCGCAAGCUCGUCAAGCGAUUGGAGAUGAAUCGCGACGAGUUGGAGCGGAUCAAGCUGGGCUUGAAAAAGUACGCCAUGACGGCGGGGAUACCCCUCGUCCUCAACGGUGGCACCGCGCGGUGA